AUGGAGAAAAGCUCCCACGCGGUGGUGAUUUCUGAAGUUCCCCCCCCCACCCGGCAAAAGGCGUUGCGGCGCAUCAGCAUCAGCCUCGUCCCGCGUAGCUGCAAGGGCGUCCGGCCGGCUCGCCCGGACCGCGGCUCCCAGCCCCGGCUGAGCCAGGCUCUCCGAAACUGUGCAGCGCCUGCCGUAGCUGCGUUACGGAGCGUCCUUUCGCGCUCGGCGUUUUCCAGGCCCGGAAAAAAACGUCUCCCGUCAACGAUUACCAGGCUGCUCAUCGCUCUGUGCUUACGAAUGCCAGGUUUCUGUAGAAGUAUACUUCUGUCUCAGACUCCAGGACAUAUUUUAGCCCAAACUAACAACAAAACAGAAAUCUUCUGUCGCGUGAAAAAAGACCACUCUGGGGUGUACUGGUACCGGUGGAACGAGGAGAGGCAACAUUUCCAGUUCUUGGUAUUUUUAAACCCGCUGGGCAAAACCACAUAUGGCACAAACAUUGGCAGGGAGAAGUUUAGCGUCCAUGGAGGGAGUUCUCAAAACUCCUACAACCUGCAGAUCCACCACCUCCAAGCUUCAGACAAUGGCACGUAUUACUGCACCGUCUCCGAGUCCUCGGAGCUCAUCCUCGGCAGUGGGACAAGGCUCGGUGUGGUUGAUGUUUUGCCUCUGCCUCCGAAGUCCACUCGAGCACCACCCUCCAAAAAGCCCACGCGGUGUAUCACCAAAAGCAGACCUGUCGACAAGAAAGGUGGCUGCAGCGCCUUCGUCUGGGUCCCACUGGCCACGUGCACCCUCACCCUGCUGCUCUGCCUGGCUGCCAUCGGCCACCGCUUUCACCGGCUGCGGAGGAGGCUGUGGCUUCGCGUCCACAGGCAGUAA
This is a messenger RNA of Struthio camelus australis, 873 nucleotides long. Lineage: Eukaryota; Metazoa; Chordata; Aves; Struthioniformes; Struthionidae. The record is from RefSeq and is a predicted model, not a curated record.